UGCUGGAUAUGCAAAUACUUGUAUGAGAGCUUUGAUCGCCUCAGGAAAUAAUACGUGUGGUCUUGACAAAAAAAAUGAUUAAAGCAAAGAAUCCUUUUCUUUUCGUGAAUUAUAACAUAACUCCUUUAAAUUAAAAGGACUUGCAUUGGAGAGGGGAAAAAGAGGUUUGAAUGUGCCAAGCGCAUCAUGAUCCGCUUACUAUAAAAGGGUUCCAUGCCAUGCUUCAUCUGGGCAUUCAAUCAACUAUCACACGCAUGUCGUACAUAAAACACAAGUGGUGGUUGUUUCAGUGAAAGUGCAAAGAGACACUUUUUGUGUUCUUCAAUUUCGUGAGCUUUUUGCCAUCCUCCGUGUUACAGGACAAAACAACAUGAGAAAAGUUUGGCUUCUUGUCAUAGUGAUGUUCUACCAUGUCUUUCCUUCAAAAGGAAUCAGCAAUGUUUCUACAAGACCGAGUACUGUUAACAUAGGGGCACUUAUGUCCUUCAAUUCAACCGUUGGCAGAGUGGCUAAAGUUGCUAUAGAAGCUGCAGUGGAUGAUAUAAAUUCCAAUGCAACGAUUCUCAAUGGAACCAAGCUUAAUAUUUCAAUGCUUGACACCAAACUAUCCACUGGGUUCCUAGGAAUCAUUGACUCAUUAAGAUUGAUGGAGAAAGACACUGUGGCCAUAAUUGGUCCCCAGUUCUCAGUCAUGGCUCAUGUGAUUUCCCAUAUUGCAAAUGAGAUGCAAGUGCCUCUACUUUCAUUUGCAGCAACGGAUCCUACACUGACUUCACUGCAGUUCCCAUAUUUUGUUAGGACAACUCAGAGUGAUCUGUAUCAGAUGGCUGCUGUGGCAGAAAUUGUUGAUCACUUUCAAUGGAGAGAUGUAAUAGCAAUUUACAUUGAUGAUGAUCAUGGAAGAAAUGGGGUAGCUGCAUUAGGGGACAAGCUAGCUGAGAAACGCGGUAAAAUAUCGUAUAAAGCACCAUUUAGGCCUAAUAACAUUACCAGGGAAGAAAUAAACAAUGCAUUAGUAAAGAUAGCUUUAAUUGAAUCAAGGGUAAUAGUUCUUCACAUAUACCCUUCUUUUGGUCUACAAGUGCUUCAUGUGGCUCGGUCACUAGGCAUGAUGGGAAGUGGUUAUGUGUGGAUAGCCACAGAUUGGCUUUCUACAUUACUAGAUUCAAACCCGUCAUUGUUCACAACUCAAGCCAUGAAUGACAUCCAAGGUGUUAUCACCUUGCGCAUGUACACCCCCGAGUCAGAAAUCAAAAGAAAUUUUAGUUCUAGGUGGAACAAACUGAGCCAAAAGAAGGAUCCUGAAGAGGGUCCUUUUGCAUUGAACACCUUUGGCCUUUACGCCUAUGACACGGUUUGGUUGCUUGCUUCUGCACUAGAUGCAUUUUUUAAGAGUGGUGGAACUUUGUCAUUUUCAAAUGAUUCAAGCUUAAACAUGUUAAAAGGGGACACCCUUAAACUUGAUACUAUGGGGGUAUUUGUUGAUGGAGUCAUGUUGCUUGAAAAGAUUUUAGAAGUGAACAGAACUGGUUUAACAGGCCAAAUGAUGUUUAGUCCUGAUGGAAACUUGGUGCAUCCAUCAUAUGAAGUCAUUAAUGUGAUAGGCACUGGAAUUCGGAGGAUCGGUUAUUGGUCCGAAACCUCUGGCCUCCACACUGGGGAAACUCCCAAUCAUUCCAAUUCCAGUGAAGGACUAUUUGGUGUCAUCUGGCCUGGCCAAACAACCCAAACCCCGCGAGGUUGGGUUUUCGCCAGCAAUGGAAGACACUUGAGGAUUGGGGUGCCACUCAGAAUUAGUUACCGCGAGUUCGUGUCAAGAACUGAGGGGACUGAGAUGUUUGGUGGUUAUUGCAUAGAUGUGUUCACUGCAGCCCUCAACUUGUUGCCUUAUCCUGUUCCCUACAAGUUUGUUCCAUUUGGAGAUGGUAAAACCAAUCCAUUAAAUACAAAACUUCUCAACAAGAUCACAGCUGGGGAGUUCGAUGCUGUUGUAGGGGACAUUACAAUUACCACAAACCGAACUAAGAUAGUGGAUUUUACACAGCCAUACAUUGAGUCUGGGCUAGUUGUUGUGGCACCUAUUAGGAAGAUGAAAUCCAGUGCUUGGGCUUUCUUGAGGCCAUUCACUCCGAUGAUGUGGUUUGUCACGGGAAUGUUUUUCUUGGCUGUUGGAGUUGUUGUGUGGAUAUUAGAACGUCGCUUAAACGAAGACUUUAGAGGCCCAUCAAGAAGACAGUUUGUGACCAUUAUAUGGUUUAGCUUUUCAACCCUGUUUUUUGCACAUAGAGAAAAAACUGUGAGCACUCUGGGUCGCUUAGUGCUAAUAAUAUGGCUUUUUGUGGUUUUGAUACUCAACUCAAGCUACAUUGCAAGCCUCACCUCCAUCCUAACCGUGGAACAGCUCUCUUCCUCGGUUAAGGGAAUCGAAAGCUUGGCAACAAGCAAUGAACGCAUCGGUUUCCUGAGUGGCUCCUUUGCAGAGAAUUAUCUGACAGAGGAGCUCAACAUUCACAGAUCCAGGCUUGUUCCUCUCAACUCACCAUCAGAAUAUGAAAAGGCCUUGAAGGAUGGUCCUGCUAAUGGGGGUGUCACUGCAAUAAUAGAUGAACGUGCAUACAUGGAGCUGUUCCUUGCAACCAGAUGUGAAUACGGUAUUGUUGGGCAAGAGUUCACCAAGAUGGGUUGGGGCUUUGCAUUCCCGAGAGACUCUCCCCUAGCAAUUGACAUGUCCACUGCCAUCCUAAAACUAUCAGAGAAUGGUGAUCUCCAGAGAAUUCAUGACAAAUGGCUCACAAGAAGUGCAUGCAGCUCAGAGGGUGCCAAACAAGGCAUAGACCGACUUGAGCUAGAAAGCUUUUGGGGUCUGUUCCUACUGAGUGGCAUUGCAUGCUUCAUUGCUCUCCUUUGCUAUGUUAUCAGAAUGGCCUAUCGUUUUAGCAGACACCCCAAUAGUAACCCUGAGGGAUGCUCAUCAUACUAUACUCGUCUUAGAUCAUUCUUUACCUUUGUCAAUGAAAGAGAAGAAGAGGAAGAAAAAAACAUCAUGUCAAAGAGAAAACGAACCGAAAAGGGAUCUAGCAGAAGGGUGGCGCAUGAAGAUGGAUUAAUAAUGGAUGGCUCAAGUGUUAGUGUCCAUAUUGAAAACGAUGCCGCCCAAGGCUAACUAAAAGGGCAUGUUUGAGUACACGUACGUUGCAACAGAUUUUCUCUCAUUCCGAAAGUAACAAAACUGCGUCUUUUUCGUUUUGUGCAUUGGAAA
This is a messenger RNA of Glycine soja, 3259 nucleotides long. RefSeq names its product glutamate receptor 3.6-like. Gene Ontology annotation, molecular function: glutamate-gated receptor activity. The coding region runs from base 371 to 3163 and encodes 930 amino acids. Gene Ontology annotation, cellular component: plasma membrane. The record is from RefSeq and is a predicted model, not a curated record. The transcript is spliced from 7 exons. NCBI's taxonomy places the organism in Eukaryota, Viridiplantae, Streptophyta, Magnoliopsida, Fabales, Fabaceae.